UUCUGUGACUGACAUCUGGACUCCCAUCAUUUCAUAUUCGUUUUUAGAAGGUUCACAUAAAAACUACAACCACAUUUUCAAUAACUAUUUUAAAAUACAAAGGGCAAACAAAAAAUGAAUAGCUUGACACGUUUAUUCAAUCAAAACCUACGACUCUGUCAAAGAACAACCCUUGCAUCUGCAAUUCAAUGCCGUGAAAAGUGCAAAGUAGUUGAAAAACCAAAACCAGGAGGCGGAAAGUCGUUCCGUCGAAUUGUGCAUUUCACCGAAAGCUACACCGUCGAACCAUUGAAAAUAAGCCAUUUGGCCGGACGAGAUCCAGAGACUGGACGUUUGGUAGCAAAGGGCAUCGGUGGAGGUAUUAAACAACAAUAUCACUGGGUUAAGUGGGUGAGAGAUGGACCACUCGAAGGCCCACCACAGUUGGAACGAGUCGUCGAUGUUAUUGUUGACGGUUGUAGAACAUCCAAAGUGGCACUGGUUGCAUGUGGCGAUGAGUUGAAAUAUAUAUUGGCAACCGAAAACAUGAAGCCAGGUGACAUAAUAAAGACAUCUCGGUUUAUUCCCAGAAUUCCAGUUCGCCCCAAUGAAGGAGAUGCUUUCCCCCUUGGAGCUUUGCCCACAGGCACAAGAAUCCAUUGUCUUGAGAAGAAUCCUGGUCAACCUUGCCAUUUGAUUCAUUCUGCUGGGACUUUUGGAACUAUUCUGAGAAAGUUUGAUGAUCGUGUUGUUGUUCAGUUACCUUCCAAGAGGGAGUAUGCGUUUGAUAAAACGUGCAUGGCUACAGUUGGUCGUGUCUCCAAUAUUGAGCACAACAAGGAGCAUGUGGGCAGUGCACAGAAAAUGAGAGAAAUGGGUAACCGGCCUCGUUCUGGUUUAUGGCAACGUAAAAGCGGUAGACAUGGUCGCAAAAUUAGAAGAUUGCCUCCCAUGUCAAUAAUCAAACCACCUCCAGUAGCACCAGAAGAAACAAUUAAACUAACACUUAAUUUAUAAGAAAUUCUUUAAAAACAAAUUUUAUUUUUUUUUUGUUAAAAAAUCCAAAUUCAUGUUCUCCACUGCUGCAAUAAAUUAUACAAAUUAAAUUCAUCAAUUUGUUAUAAAAGGCUUCACGAGACUUAAGUGUUCUCCCCCAAAUAGAAUCAAAUUAAAAGAUAAUAAUUUUUCAAGUUACAAA
Molecule: messenger RNA, 1177 nt
Organism: Eupeodes corollae
Lineage: Eukaryota; Metazoa; Arthropoda; Insecta; Diptera; Syrphidae
Gene: mRpL2
Product: 39S ribosomal protein L2, mitochondrial
Exons: 3
Coding region: 115-996 (293 amino acids)
Biological process (GO): cytoplasmic translation
Cellular component (GO): ribosome
Molecular function (GO): RNA binding; structural constituent of ribosome
Source: RefSeq, a predicted model, not a curated record